AUGAAAUUCUUCUACCAGGUCAUCUCGACCCCAACGGCCGAUACCCCUGGCACGUCCGUUUGCCUCAACUUCCCGGACAAGCGAUACUUUUUUGGACAGCUAUCGGAAGGUACACAGCGCGCAUGCACAGAGCGCGGGGUUAAGCUCUCUCUCCUCACCGAUGUGUUUGUCACUGGACGGACGGAAUGGGCCAACACUGGCGGGUUGAUUGGGAUUGUUUUGACCCUGGCUGAUACGGUGUCAACCUCUAUGGCAGCUAUCGAGGAAGAAAACCAGAAGAAAGCUGCCCGCAAGGCGCAAAGGGAGGCCGAAGAAGGCAAAAAAUCCAAACCCCGUGAACCUAAGGAACAGGAAGGCGAGGGGGUCUCGCAGAGAGGUAACCUGACGAUUCAUGGUCCUGCGAACCUUACACAUACACUGGCUACGUCUCGGCGGUUUGUUUUCCGGAAGGGCAUGCCGGUGUAUUUGAAUGAAUAUGACUCGGAGACACUGGCCAAGCAAAUUUCUAUCGGCGCCGAUGAUCCCUUUGAGAAGCCCUCAUGGUCAGACUCUAACAUCAAAGUCUGGGCCUUGCCCCUUAGCCCUAGCCCAUCAGCUCGUCCUCAAGUUACGCAGCCGCGGUCAAAGAGUCCACGAAAGCGGAGCUUGGAUGAAUUCCGGGAAUCUGAACAGCCUGAAGAUCAUAUGAGCCAGCGUACUAAGAACCUGCUCGUGACGCAGUCCAUUGUGCAGGAUAUGUUUAACUCAACUUGGAAGAUGGACGCCCUCCAUGAAACCCCAUUGGCCCAAGUCAAGAUGCCGGCUGCUAUAUUCAUCCGCAACCCGGAAACCAAGGACCUGGAGCAAUACAAGGGUCCGGUGCCGGGCGGCCCAGAUGCGCUUCCAGAUAUCAAGGUGCUUGUUAGAAAGCCCUGGCCCGGUGCGACCGUCGAGAGUCUCCCGACCACUUCUCCCUCGAAGGAGGCAGUCUGCUAUAUCGUGCGGAACCACGAUAUCCGUGGAAAGUUCGACCCAAAAAAGGCCCAAGAAUUGAACGUCGAGAAGGGCGUUAAGUACGCAAAUUUGACGAAGGGCCAGAGCGUUGAGUCUCUGGAUGGGAAGACUAUUACCCCGGAAAUGGUUUUGGGACCGACCCGAGCUGGAAAAGGCACUGCUAUUAUGGAAGUGCCAUCCUCCGAGUACGUCGAGGACCUGGUCACUCGGGCCGAAUGGAAGUCACCAGCUGUAACGACCGAGUUGCAAGCGUUCAUCUGGAUUCUUGGACCAGGUGUGGCCGAGCAUCCUAAAUUCCAGGAAUUCGUUGCUAGCAUGUCCCACUGCAAGCACACUGUGUCGAGCCCAGACCACUGCCCGAACUACCUGGCGUUCACCAGUUCUGCUAGCUCAACUGUUCGACUUGCCCGUCUGAAAGCCGAUAGCUAUGCGAUUCCUGUUCACGACAAUGUGUCCCUUCCCCAACCCGGCACCCCCAACGCCAAUUCGGAAUCUGCGAUUGCUGCUCGCCAGAAUUCUCCACUGCAGCCCCUUGAACCCGGAUUCAUCAUCAACAUGGAGCCCAAUUUCGGGUUCAACAGUGACGAAGUGAUGUCCCGCUUCAACCCAUCCAGCGUAUUGAAUAACAUCCCGCGUUCUGUCCAGCACCGGAUGGAAGUCAUUCGCCGCCGCGUCGCUAAGCCUGAAUUCCAGAAAAAGUUGCACGAGCAACGGACACAAUGGCCCGGAGCGGAUGCAGAGAUCAUCGCGCUGGGUACUGGUUCUUCUGUUCCCUCCAAAUACCGCAAUGUCUCUGCCACACUGCUGAAGGUGCCUGGAUAUGGCUACUACUUGCUUGAUUGUGGCGAGAAUACCCUUGGUCAACUGAAGCGAGUUUUCGAGCCCGAAGAACUUCGUGAAGUGCUUCAGAACCUGCGAAUGAUCUGGAUCAGUCAUUUGCACGCUGAUCACCACCUAGGCACGGUCUCUGUGAUCAAGGCCUGGCACAAGGAGAAUUUCCAGAAUGGAUCCGGCUCUGCUGCUAGACCUGAAACCAAUAUGGCCAAGAUCCUCCAGGAGAAGCGCCUGGCUAUUGUGUCUGAUGAUGCGAUGAUUUCCUGGUUGGAAGAAUAUUCACAGGUCGAGGACUUCGGAUUUGACAAACUGCUUACUCUUUCCGCUCAUCCUGAAUCUGCCACUGGUCUUGCAGACCUACUCACUUGCCGCGUCAAACACUGCAAGGGUGCACUCGCCGUAUCCCUUGUCUUCUCAAAUGGAUUUAAGGUUUCCUACUCUGGGGACUGUAGGCCAUCAGACAAAUUUGCCGUCAUUGGACAGGAUUCGACUGUGCUCAUCCACGAGGCCACCUUCCAACCCGACAUGGUCGGGUCGGCUAGGGCCAAGCGGCACUCGACCUCAUCCGAGGCGAUUGAGGUCGGCCGUCGCAUGCAAGCGCGCGCUGUCCUGCUCACUCAUUUCAGUCAGCGCUACCAGAAGGUAGCCUUUGUAGACAAGCGAAACCCACGCAAAUUCGAAUUCAACCGGGACGCAGCUGCAAAGGAGCCUGCAGAUGCGGAUAUUCCAUUCGACGACCCUCAAGACGAACCAGCGGGCUCCAACGACGUCUUACUGUCCGACGACAUCAACACGGUGACAUCUCGACAAAGGCUCGGCGUUUAUACCGGCCCUGUCGCCGGAGCGAUGGACUACAUGCGUAUCAAGGUCGGGGACUUCGCCCUUGCGCAAGCAUACGCACCAGCAUUGGAGAAGCUCAUCGAGCUAUUGGAGCGAGCGGCGAAUGAGGAAACCGAGCGCGUGAAACAGACGCGUCAGCAAGAGGAGAAUGCUCGCAAGGCGAAGAAUAAUAAGAAGUGGGCCAAGCAAAUGGCUACUGCUACGGCCGCGGCAGUUGCAGCCGCAGCAACUGAGACUAGCGAUGCCCAGACGGCGCCCGCUCGAUCUAUCUGGAGUGCCAGUGAAAGUGAGGAGGGAUGGGAGACGAGUGACUACGAGGAGUGUUCCUAA
Molecule: messenger RNA, 2997 nt
Organism: Penicillium crustosum
Lineage: Eukaryota; Fungi; Ascomycota; Eurotiomycetes; Eurotiales; Aspergillaceae
Product: ribonuclease Z
Exons: 2
Coding region: 1-2997 (998 amino acids)
Biological process (GO): mitochondrial tRNA 3'-end processing
Cellular component (GO): mitochondrion
Molecular function (GO): 3'-tRNA processing endoribonuclease activity
Source: RefSeq, a predicted model, not a curated record